CCUCAUCCGUUGUCCUUCGCCGUUGGCGUAUGUCCGGCCUUCCGCGACAGCCUCAUCUUCGGGGAGAAGGGGGAUCGCACUCCGUCCAUGCGAUUCUGCGGCACUUUUUUUUUCUCUCUUCCCCUUGCCGUUAUUGGGUCGUCAAGCGGGCUGUUCGUUGUGAAUGAGCGGGCUGGCAUCCGAAUACGUCCAUUAUCGCAAGGCUCAGCAGCUGCCGGUGCCCUCCCCGUUCACGUAUCCAAGGGGGAGGAGGUCGACUCAACCUGCGAUACCCGCGUGGCAGGGCACAUCACCCCGCAUGGAACCCCGGAUCGCGAUGGCCCCCGAUGCCGUUCGAUACGAAUGACGUUACCCCUCUCUUCCUCCUCCUCCUCCUCCCUCUUCACAUACGAAGAAAAGGCAGCAGGCAGUCUCCUACAGGAGGGGAAAUGCAUUGGGCUUAAACAGAUCGGGGGGGUAGGAAGACGUCGUCCAAGCAGAGUCCCUCCGCCGUCGCUCCGAAAAGACAACGUCGUCAUUGGUAUCACGAGGAUGGGCCCCUGUUGAGCAAGGCGAGAAUCUCCAUACCACCCAAUUAUCAUACAACGUGAGUAUGUAUGUACAUAACCAACUCCCCGCACGCCCCAUGCCUGCUCUCCCGCGUGAGGGGGAAUGGUUUGGCGAUUCUGAAGAUGUCAUGGGUUGCACCCCCCUUUCAGGAACCAAGGUACGUUUAUCAAGGCGGUCCCCCCUCUCAAGGGUCGCACAAGGUGCACAAUUAUAGUGGCAUAGUCGAAGAAGAAAGAAAAGAAGGAAAAAAAGACAUUAUCAGUAUCAUGCCCAAUCCUCCACACAGUAAAUAAGGUUACGUUCUAUAUGAACAGAACCAUGGAAUAUCAUAACUAAGUCCCCCCCCCCUCUC
This is a messenger RNA of Colletotrichum navitas, 901 nucleotides long. RefSeq lists its product as uncharacterized. The record is from RefSeq and is a predicted model, not a curated record. The coding region runs from base 88 to 546 and encodes 152 amino acids. The transcript has a single exon. NCBI's taxonomy places the organism in Eukaryota, Fungi, Ascomycota, Sordariomycetes, Glomerellales, Glomerellaceae.